Molecule: messenger RNA, 1329 nt
Organism: Priapulus caudatus
Lineage: Eukaryota; Metazoa; Priapulida; Priapulimorpha; Priapulimorphida; Priapulidae
Product: integrin beta pat-3-like
Exons: 4
Coding region: 163-588 (141 amino acids)
Biological process (GO): integrin-mediated signaling pathway; cell adhesion mediated by integrin; cell migration
Cellular component (GO): focal adhesion; integrin complex; cell surface
Molecular function (GO): integrin binding
Source: RefSeq, a predicted model, not a curated record
UUCAGACCAGAUGCCUUCUCGCCAUCAUCAUAAAAACACAUGGAAAAAAGAGAUUUUCCUUCCCACUCAGGUCGAAGUACAGUGUACUAGCUGGCACGUAUUCUGGAGACACAAUACAGAAAUUUGGUGGCAUAUUGCCGAUAAGUGUACAAGGUUUUCAACAUGAGGAAACCAUUUCUCUCGGAUCUGCCGCCCGAAAAUUUUCCAAUCAAGGACCUGUCUCCGCAAGUGAAUCGCAAACUGUGCCAGUAUCCGGAUACGUCGAAUGAUGACGGCUGCUCGUUCCGGUUCACGUACGAAUUCGACGACGUGUCCAAUAUCAUCCUUAGGGCGCAGACGACGCAGGUAUGUCCGCAGCCGGUGAACCUGGCCGCCGUGACUGGUGGCGUCAUAGGUGGAAUCAUACUCGCUGGCCUUCUGCUGCUGCUUAUAUGGAAGCUACUGACAACGGUACACGACAGACGAGAGUACGCCAAGUUUGAGAACGAGAGGCAGCUAGCCAAAUUGAGAAGGGAGGAGAAUCCUCUCUAUCACGCAGCUACGACGACGGUGCAAAACCCAGCGUUUGGGAGCUCGAACAUCCAGUGAAAUGUAAAAACAGUCUCGCCAACUUGGUUGAGAGAUGCAAUAGAAUUUUGUCACACUAGUUUAAUAGUCGAAUGUUAUUAUCGGGUUUACUUCAACCGAAAAUACAAAAUAAUGUUCGGUAAAUGCAUGUAUAUUGCCAGUUAUGGGUAAACAUACCACGAUUUCCUUAUAUAUGGCGACAUACAUAACUUCAUAAAUCUGUUAUUAAACGAGUAAAUAAAUCAUAAUUAUUAUUGAUAUAAUAGUGCUGUUAUCACUAUGAUGCUAGUGUCCGUUUCUUGUACAAAAUUAGGGCAGGCAUUUCACAAUAAUGAAACACGCGGGCACACGCAAGCACGUACACCCGCACGACGCGCACAUGCGCGCAGGUUUAGACGUUUAUAUGUUUAGUAAGUAACUUGUCUCAUUCGAUUUCGAAUAUUCCAAUUUCCGAUUAGAAAAAUCUUUUAUUUGUAUUUUUUGUUAUUUCUCGACAACCCGCAUGUUAAAUAGUUUAUGGUCUGACAUCCGCCUGUUCCAAACCGAAAGACGACACGUCAUAUCACUGGCAGCUUGCUACCACACGGUAAUCAUUUUUCAAAACAAACGAGGUGUAAGGUGAAUCUAACGUCAAAUGAAGACUAGGCUGACCGAUGCUUACAAACUUGUUCACUGCUUCACUGUCUAGGUAAUUACAGAGUCCACGUUUUCGUAUCAGAUACAUUUGAAUUUUUGAAUAAAAAAUUUAUGUUAUAGAACAUA